This is a messenger RNA of Letharia columbiana, 1002 nucleotides long. RefSeq lists its product as uncharacterized. NCBI's taxonomy places the organism in Eukaryota, Fungi, Ascomycota, Lecanoromycetes, Lecanorales, Parmeliaceae. The transcript has 5 exons. The record is from RefSeq and is a predicted model, not a curated record. The coding region runs from base 1 to 1002 and encodes 333 amino acids.
AUGCAUCGACUCCUUCUAUUCCUCGGUUAUGCACUAGCAGCCCAAGCAGCGAAUCCACUUCUUACGAAAAGACAGAGCGGAACUACUGGGGGUGAGCCAGGCAUCAACGCAUGCCUGGAUCCAGAAAACUCAGCUCCAAACACGAAAUCGACAACAUGUACCCCCAAGUAUACAAUAGACGCACAAGGAGACUGUGGUCCGCUAACAUACGAUAAUUCUUGCAGAGCAUACUGCCAAGUCAGUGUCCAGUGGAGCUACGGUGUCGAAACACCGUUCAACCGCACUUUCUGCCAGAACGACGAUCCAGUCUGCUCGAUCACAAGCACUUCGACUUCGACGGUCACAAACUCGGUCAGUUUCAACGUUGGCGUCACUCUGGGAACGAAGAGAGGUCUGGAAGGACGAGGAGAAAGCUCGGGACCAUCUCUGGGAGAUCUGACAGCAACGUUCAAUGCCGGCGCUACGUGGACGUAUGCCACCUCGUACGCUGAAGCGAUUGCAGUUGACUCUGAGAGACCACCUUUGAGCCAGCAGAAGUGCGGAUACUGGACUUUCAUCCCAUAUUACGUUACCUCGUGCGGCAGUAUCACCGUCGGCGACUGGACCACUUCCUCAUCCGGCGAAGUGACGACCGGCGGCGCAGAUGUCACAGCCGGCUGCACCAACAUCAAAACCACCGGCGACUGGUGCCAAACGGUGCCCAUGACCGAUGCCCACGGGACUCCCUUAGGAGAAACUAUAUUCGUGGCCGCAAGCUGCUGUGCUCACUGGCCCAUUGGUUGGUGUCGCCAGGAAUCAGUUUACCUGAUCGAAGGCGUGAGCAACAAUGCCACGAUUUACAACGAUUACAAGAUCGCGCAUACGAACUACGAUAUGACUCAGCCGAUUGAGAGUUACUCAAACAUCACCUGUAUGGCGGGUGAGUCGCCGUACAAUGAGGAUAAUGGACCAAGUGGGAACCCUGCUGGUCCGGCCUGUGCGCCAAAUGAUGUAGGGGCUUGA